UACGUUAUAAUGCAGCCUCCAUGUAUGGUGAAAUCACACAGCUGCAGGACAUUUUCUUUACUUUAAAUUAGCUUAAAAUGUUUGCAUCUACAAUUAUUGCCAGGUGGUUACAAAAAAAAGUACGUUGCACUCUGACUGUAACAAUCUUCCAUGUAUAUAUUUGUGAAUUAACGAAAGAAAAAUUAGUAGGCAGGUGUUACAAUAUUCUUUUCAUAUUUUUCGUGUAUUUACCAAAAAAAUAUUAAAAGAAUAACAAAAGAAUAUUUAACUGAAUAUUCUUUGUGAUUAUUCUUCUGUGUAUAUCGGCCUUUACCCACAUGAAAUGAAAAGCUGCGAAAGAAAUUUCAGUUAUUGUUGAGUAAAGCCGGAGUAAACACAGUGUUUUUUAAAUAAAAAAUGACGAGCAAUGGUAAUCCAAACUCUUUUCAAAAUUAUUUACGUGGAAUAAAAGCAGCAGAAAAUGUAGAAGUUAGAUAUGAUAGAGACGUGGAGAAAGGGUUACAUGAAACAUAUGGUAAUGAGGGGUAUGGGAGAGAUCCUGAGGAGCAUGGAACUGCUGAAUAUAAUGGAACAUCAACAAUAUUGACUGAAACAGUUACCAUUUCAUCGAAAAACAUUAAGAAACGAGGGAGACCGAAAAAGUCGGACGAUCACAAGAGCUGGGAAGAUGAUGAAAUUGCUGUUCUCAUUGAGAUAUGGUCCCAAUUUGAAAAUCCAUACAAUACUAAACAUAAAAAGUACUUUAACAGAGAAGAGCGACAGAAAAGCAUGGAAGCAAUCGAAAAAGCUCUCAAUGAUCAAAGCAUCACGUCUACUACAAAGCAAGUUAACCGAUCUGAAGAAUUACUAUGGUGCUCAAAAGAGAAUGUGUAAAUGUUCCAAAGCAAGUGGCUGUGGCACGGACGAUGUUUACGUUAGUCAAUGGAAGUUUUUCGAAAACCUUUCUUUUCUGAAUGAUGCAUUCACACCACGGCGAACCCAUAGUAGCGCAGAUGGUUCAGGAUCCUAUAAAGUCACAAGACCACCAUCAGCGAAGUCAGCACGCAAAAUAGGUGAUGCGCAAGUUGAAAAUGCGAACAAAAUAAUGGAAUCAGCUGCAUCUACUUUGGAGAAAUUUGUUGCAUCUUGGGAAAGUAAUAAUGCGCAGCAAAGACCUUCGCAAAAAAUUUACGCAGAGAAAAGUGAUGAUGAAAUAUAUUGUGAGAUGCUGCACAGACUACUAACACAGGUUUCUGAUGGUGAUGACAAGGAUUAUAUAAAGCUGCAGAUUCAUCAAUUGGUAAUUAGCACCAAGCAAAAUACCAUGCAGUCACAACCCCUACAAUUGAACCGCAUGAUGUCCCAUCGCUAUGGCAUGUAUGCGUCUAGAACAUCAUCUCCGGCUCUCAACUCACCUCGCUUAAAAAAUUCUGGGCGCUUAUAAAUUUUUUCUAAUUUUGUACAAAUAAAAACAACGGUAA
Hydractinia symbiolongicarpus is the source of this 1460-nucleotide messenger RNA. RefSeq lists its product as uncharacterized. The transcript has 2 exons. The record is from RefSeq and is a predicted model, not a curated record. Lineage: Eukaryota; Metazoa; Cnidaria; Hydrozoa; Anthoathecata; Hydractiniidae. Bases 397 to 873 code for a protein of 158 amino acids.